AUGCCUGAUACAAAUAUCAAUUGGCAAGGUUCAGCUGUGGAGGAAACCAUAACUCCUCUGCCAGUGUACGAAGAUCUCAACGAACAACAACUCAGAGAAAUAUAUGACAACGAUGAAAUAAACCGAUUUCUUCAUAUAUUCUCCACGUCAGUCACGGAAGUUCACCGUCUUCCUUCAGAGCAAAGUAGUGCCAAGAGCGCAGAUCAUUUUGACGACUCAAGCCUACCCGAGCAAAGUGACAUCGAGGAUCAUGGGUAUUCACAAGCAGAAAAUAUGAUUCCUACGCUUCCAAGCUCCUGGGUCGAAUCGCUUCUACUCCCGACGGCCCCUCCUAGGCCUGCUUUCACCCUUGGAAGAUUGAAGGUUGCCAUACAGAGGCUCUAUCUGGCUACUGUGCCGGUUUACGGGCCUUUCUUCUCUAGCUUGAUAGAGCUGGCCACUUGGCAAAAUCGUAAGAGAAGCCUGUUCUACUGUAGUGUAUAUUGGAUCCUCUGGUACCACAACAUCCUCCUGCCUAUCUUGUUCCUUCGCAUUCUCUUCUCGCUUCUUCGUCGAAGGGUAUUGCCUUACCCCACUGUCAAAGAAUUGCGCGACCACCAGGCUCAAGUACGCCGUUCGUACGAACUUGGAGAGGAAGUCCACACCCGGUUCUCCGCAUCGUCCACAAUUGGCCUCAACGAGAUCGGGCGAAUAGUCAAGUUAAUAAACUCUGCCCGAAAAGCAAAGUCCAAAGUUCCUGGGAAGGACAAUCUACCGUCAAAGCAAGACGAAGCAUUUGCUGAGGAAGAGCCAGCUGAUACCGAUGAAGCGAAAGUCCCAGAUUCCACAACAGCACUUGACGCGUCACCAGUGGCAGAAGAUGAGACGGAGGCAAAUGCAAAGCGCGACAUUCUUUACGCGCUUGACACGAUUGCCGAUCUCCACGAGAGGAUUAGAAACAUCUUCAUAUGGAGAGAUCCUCCCUCAUCCCGUUUGUACGCUAUUGUCAUCUUUUGCGUAUUCUUCGUCACCCUAGUUCUCCCUGCAAAAUACCUUGCGAAACUCGUCUACUUCAUCCUGGGAGUCUGCUUCUGGCAUGUCAUGCCACUAGCAGCAUCUUUACCCCCAGAUGCCCUUGCUCGAAUCCCUCCCCCAUUGUCGGAUGUCCCCACCGAUGCCGACUACGCAAUGAAGCUCAUUUCACAGCAGGCGCUUGCGGGAUUACGAGUCACUCCGACAAGGCCAAAGAACGCAACGAUUAGCCUGAAUGCCUCUGACUCACCCGCCAUCGGGAAUGAUCUCAAAGUGAGAAGUGUUCCGGACAGCGCAGAUGGCGUUAAUUGGAAGAAAUGGGGAGAGAAGCUUGCUUCGAGUAAAGCGAUGGUCACAAAUGGGAGACAGAUAUUGGUUGAACAACACCCAUCGUUGGUUUCUCGAGUAUCAAAACUCUCCACGAUAUUAACGCCUGGACAAGCCUCGUCAGAGCAAAUAACGCAAUCAUUCCCUGCGUACAAUAUCUCGACACCGGGGCUGAUUACAUUAACACUCUCCAACGUCUGCUUUACACCGCUCCUCUCGGCAUAUCCGACGAAGACCAUCCCGAUCGACAACAUUCGCAGUGUUAAGAAGUCCGGUAUGUUGAAAGGACUGGCUGUGUCGUGGAUAGACACCCAGCAGGACGACACACCCCAAGAAGAGAAGUUUCGAUGGGUAGGCGGCAGAGACGAGUUGUUUGCUAGAUUGCUUGGACUUGCCUCCAAGGAGCAGAAGUGGAGGAGGGCGUGA
Molecule: messenger RNA, 1764 nt
Organism: Pleurotus ostreatus (oyster mushroom)
Lineage: Eukaryota; Fungi; Basidiomycota; Agaricomycetes; Agaricales; Pleurotaceae
Exons: 9
Coding region: 1-1764 (587 amino acids)
Biological process (GO): apoptotic process; negative regulation of toll-like receptor 9 signaling pathway
Source: RefSeq, a predicted model, not a curated record